Messenger RNA from Rubroshorea leprosula, 888 nucleotides. The record is from the annotation of a GenBank genome assembly. Lineage: Eukaryota; Viridiplantae; Streptophyta; Magnoliopsida; Malvales; Dipterocarpaceae.
UUCCACCUUGCUGCUAUAAUAAAAAGUCUUCUCCAUCAGUUAGGGUUUACUUGCGCAGCGUACGGAUCAAUCAAUCCUCCUUCUCCGACUCCGACAAUGACAGGGAAGGCGAAGCCCAAGAAGCAUACCGCCAAGGAGAUCGCCGCCAAAGUCGACGCUGCCACUACUAAUCGUGGCGGUGGUAAGGCCGGCCUUGCCGAUCGUAGCGGGGUUGAAAAGGGUGGGCAUGCUAAAUACGAGUGCCCACACUGCAAGAUCACCGCUCCGGAUGUCAAAUCUAUGCAGAUUCACCAUGACUCUAAGCAUCCCAAGAUUCCCUUUGAGGAGGACAAACUGGUGAAUCGCCAUGCCACCCAUGCCCCUGAAUCUUCCAAACCCCGACCCGGAGUCAGGGGUAGCUUUAAGAAGUGAAAGCUCCGCACUUAUUUUGUUGGUGUUUUGGGUCUUUUUGGGUUAUGGGUUUGCGUAUUUUUUUUUCUACUUUAGUUGUUGUUAUGGUAGUAAUUAUGGGAUUGGGAUUGGGAUGGGAGUGGUUGAUCUUUUAAUUUCUUUUAAAACUCCUUAUAUGAUGUAUAUUAUUUAUCUUAUUAAUGAUGAAGAUGAUGUUUAUGGGUUCUUAAUUCAAUGGAGUUGUUCUUUCUUACCUUUAAUUUUAAUUGUGCCUUAUAAUGUGUAUUGUUUAGUUUAGGGUUGUUUUAGAAUGAUUAGUCUUUGGGGGUCUUAAAAAUAUGCUAGGUGUGUGAUCUUCCUGGGGCAAAGGGAUGAUAGGAGGAUGGUCAUCUUUUGUUGGUGCCUUUGUUGUGUUCUGAAUGUGUAUGAUUUGUUUUGGAAUGAUGAUAACUUAUGAAACUCCUAGUAAUGUGGAUGGCAUAAACUUGUUCUCAGCUC